Talpa occidentalis (Iberian mole) is the source of this 1481-nucleotide messenger RNA. Its product is annotated as aldehyde dehydrogenase family 3 member B2. Gene Ontology annotation, molecular function: aldehyde dehydrogenase (NAD+) activity. The transcript has 9 exons. The record is from RefSeq and is a predicted model, not a curated record. Gene Ontology annotation, cellular component: cytoplasm. NCBI's taxonomy places the organism in Eukaryota, Metazoa, Chordata, Mammalia, Eulipotyphla, Talpidae. The coding region runs from base 1 to 1401 and encodes 466 amino acids. Gene Ontology annotation, biological process: aldehyde metabolic process.
AUGGACUCCCUGGAGGACACGCUGCAGCGGCUGCGGGACACCUUCCGGGCGGGGCGGACACGGCCGGCUGAGUUCCGGGCAGCGCAGCUCGAAGGCCUGAACCGUUUCCUGCAGGACAACAAGCAGCUUCUGCAGGAGGCGCUGGCGGAGGACCUACACAAGUCGGCUUUCGAGUCGGACAUUUCUGAGCUCCUGUUAUGCCAGAAUGAGGUGGAGCUAGCCCUCAGGAACCUGCGCAACUGGAUGAAGGAUGAGCCCACAGCCAACAGCCUGCUAACGAAGACCAGCUCCACCUUCAUCCGCAAGGAGCCCUUUGGCCUGGUGCUCGUCAUCGCCCCUUGGAACUACCCCGUGAACCUGACCCUGGUGCCCCUGGUGGGGGCCCUGGCCGCAGGGAACUGCGUGGUGCUGAAGCCGUCGGAGAUCAGCAAGGGCACCGAGAAGGUCCUGGCCGAGGUGCUGCCCCGGUACCUGGACCAGAGCUGCUUCGCCGUGCUGCUGGGCGGGCCCGAGGAGACGGGGCGGCUGCUGGAGCACAGGUUCGACUACAUCUUCUUCACGGGGAGCCCGCGAGUGGGCAGGAUCGUCAUGACGGCCGCCGCCAAGCACCUGACGCCCGUCACGCUGGAGCUGGGGGGCAAGAACCCCUGCUACGUGGACGACAGCUGCGACCCCCAGACCGUGGCCAACCGCGUGGCCUUUUUCCGCUACUUCAACGCCGGCCAGACCUGCGUGGCCCCCGACUACGUCCUGUGCAGCCCCGCCACGCGGGAGCGGCUGCUGCCCGCGCUGCAGAGGGCCAUCACCCGCUUCUUCGGCGAGGACCCCCAGCGCUCCCCCAACCUGGGCCGCAUCAUCAGUGAGAAGCAGUUCGGGCGGCUGCAGGGCCUGCUGGGCUGCGGCCGCGUGGCCAUCGGGGGCCAGAGCGACGAGGGGGACCGCUACAUCGCCCCCACGGUGCUGGUGGACGUGAAGGAGACGGAGCCGGUGAUGCAGGAGGAGAUCUUCGGGCCCAUCCUGCCCAUCGUGACCGUGGGGAGCCUGGACGAGGCCAUCGAGUUCAUCAACAGACGGGAGAAGCCGCUGGCCCUGUACGCCUUCUCCAGCAGCAGCCAGGUAGUGAGCCAGGUCCUGGACCAGACCAGCAGUGGCAGCUUCACUGGCAACGAUGGCUUCACCUUCCUGACGCUGCUGUCCCUGCCGCUGGGGGGCGUCGGCAACAGCGGGAUGGGAAGAUACCACGGGAAGUUCUCUUUUGACACCUUCUCCCACCACCGCUCCUGCCUGCUCGCCCCCCCAGGCCUGGAGAAGCUCAACGAAAUCCGAUACCCCCCCUACAGUGACAGAAAUCAGCAGCUGAUCCGCUGGGCUGUGGGGACUUGGAGCUGCACCAUUCUGUGAACACCUGGCUGACUCCAGCCACCCCACCCCACCAGGUGCUCAGUGGUCCCCGCGAGGCAGACGUCCCAAGGAGGAGUGCA